Molecule: messenger RNA, 2731 nt
Organism: Paramuricea clavata
Lineage: Eukaryota; Metazoa; Cnidaria; Anthozoa; Malacalcyonacea; Plexauridae
Source: the annotation of a GenBank genome assembly
AUGGCUAUUAGUCACAUAGUUGACAAAUGGGUAAUUGAGAAAAUUCACGAAUUAGUCAGCAAAAACGUAACCCAACCAAAUGAAGUAAGGCGUUGCUUGAAUGAGUACAUCGAAAAGGGCAUUCCUGCCAAUGUACCAACAGAAGAACGACCCAAAACAAACUGUCAAAAAUAUUAUCCUACAAAACAAGAUCAGCACAACCACAUCGCGAGAGCUAUCACUGCACAAAAAAUUGUAAAGAUGACCAGGAAUCACUAAGGUACAAAGUCGAUUCAUGGAAAGCUGAUGAAAACUGUCAUAUUUUUUACCGACCAACAGGAAAAGACGAUUCAAAUCUUUGCGUGCUUGAGACUGCACAUAACUCUAUUUAUUCAUCAGGGAAAAUGGCAACAAAGGCUGCUUAAACGUUAUGGUUCAGAUUUAGUUUUAAUGGGUGCAACUUAUAAAACCACCAAAUAUGUGUUGUCUCCAUUGAAUUUAUUUGCCAGAAUGAAGGCAGCGAAUCAAUUGCCGAAGCACUGGGAAUCCUUGAGACUUGGAAUCCAUGGUGGAGUCCUUUGUAUUUUAUGGUCGAUUUUUCAACAGUGGAGAUUAAAGCCAUCAAAAAGCAGUUUCCAGAUGUGGCUGUUUAUAUUUGUGACUUCUGUCGCAUCCAAGCUCAGGGGCGGAGCGAAGACAACUUUUUGCCGACAUAAGGGCGUGGCUAGAAAGCGGUUAGGGCGUGGUCAAAGCGAACCGUAUUCAUUUUUAAGUGAUGUACAAUGAUUAACUCCAAGUAGUAAGAUAAUUUAUUUUAAUUUAUUUUUAAAAUAGGCGAAAUAGUUCCGAAAAAAAUUUGAAAAAGCACAUCCAUUCAUCAUCAAACGACCGAUUGCAAACUAAACACGUCAGUUUCUCUCUCUUCCGUUUGCGUUUUUGCUUGCUACUUUCCAUACUUUUAAAUCAUCUCCGUAUUUCUCAUUGUAUAAAAGACCGUUAGGUGUAAUUUCUAAGACCUUGACUGGCUUUACAAGAUUAUGAAAUGAAGCACAGACGCAUCAACAGUCAACACGCACAUGUGCUUCGAAUUUCCUAGCUAUGGUAUACUUCACAAAAUUGCAAGAAAAUAUAAUACUAUUAAAUAGCGUAUUAGGGUAAUAAGUUCUUGGCCAAUUUAGCUGAAUGUUCGGGCUGAGCUUUCAGUCGACAUAUCCAUCUUUUCGAUCUCACAUUUUCUACAAAUUUUCUGCAAUCUCUCUCCAAUCAGGUAUUGGCUUGAUCCAAUUCAUUUUGCCGACAACUGAUUUAUUGUGCCGACGGACACAGCAUUGGUUGGGUGCGACCCCCCCCCCCCUUAGCUACGCCCCUGUCCAAGCUUGCAAAGGUGGGCAUGUUUAACAAAGAAUGGCCGCAGUCCAAAAGAGCAACAGGUAUUCCUUAAUCUUUUUAAGCUUGUUGCAAGUGUGACUGAUGAGGAACAGUACAUAUCUGUGUACCAGAAAACCCAACAUUAAAAGCUACGAGGAAAACACAUGGAUGGCAUGCGAAAAAUGGUGGGCUAGGUAGGUAGGUAAAACUUUAUUUAACUACGCUGGGCGUAGAUGUAACUAGUUAAAAAAAUACAAUUAAUACAAAUUAUGGUCAUGCAUUACAGUUAACAACAAAUAUGAUACAUUCACAAAUACAACUAGUAUAUAAUUAUUUACAUACUAAAUUAAUGUCAGUACUAUGUAAUAUUCUUAAUUAAUGUAAUUAAUUAAUUAAUUAAUUGGCCAGGUGUCAUAUACAUGAAUUGAAUGAAGCAAGAGAAUGUUUGUUUCUUGCUUCAUCUGAAAGGCUGUUCCACAAUUUUGCUCCUCUAUAACGUCUCACUCAUUGAGAGUGGACAUGUGUUUUCGAGCUCCUCAAUUUUGAGCUUGAAAUUUGUUUUAAAAUCAUGUCUCAGACUAAAGAUACUAUUAAAAGCUUACGCAAACAAAAUAAAGAUUUGAAGAAUGAAAUUGAUACUCUAUGAGACGAAUUUAGAAAAUUUCAAGAUUCCGUCGCCAAUAAAGGGAAUAGCCAUGAUGCUCAGAAAUGCCAGACGCCAAGCGUAGAAACUCAGAAAAGCUUGGACUAUUUGGGAAAUGAAUAUGACGAUCUAAAUCGCUUCAGCAAAACAGCUAAACAAGAAAUCUCGCGUCUAGAAUCUCGACUUGCUGAAAUAGCUGACAAGGUUGAACUCGUAUCAAACUCGAUUGAUGAAGCACAAGAAUAUUCUUAUUCGUACAAUGUGAAAGUCGUUGGAAUACCACAUCUUAAACAAAAAGAAUCUGCAAGAGAUACAAGUGAUCUUUGUAUAAAAAUCUUUAACGAAAUGGGCAUUGCAUUAUCGAUUCAAGAUAUCGACAUUGCUCACCGUGUGCCUACAAGGAAGAUGAAUGAUAAUCAGCCAAAGCCGAUUAUUUACAAGUUUACACGGCGUCUUGCUCGAGAGCAAGUUAUGGCGGUGAGGAGGGAUAUCACGAAAGUGGAUCCAAGCCAUCUUGGUCUACUUCCUGAAUCAAACUUGUCGCAUGCGGGAAUAUAUGACCAUUUAACCCCACGUCUGCAAAAGUUAUUAGCAGAAGCCAGGAAAUUUAAAGAUGACAAUAAUUAUAGAUUUUGUUGGACAAAACACAGAUCUAUCUAUCUACGAAAGACUGAAAACUCAAAUCCAAUCAGAAUACACCAACGUAGUGACUUGACAAAGAUAGCCAUUGGAACCAGUUAA